Clunio marinus is the source of this 489-nucleotide messenger RNA. The record is from the annotation of a GenBank genome assembly. Lineage: Eukaryota; Metazoa; Arthropoda; Insecta; Diptera; Chironomidae.
AUGAAAGACGUGACUGUGGGGAGACGAGAUGGUUUAGACGUCGUCGUCGUUGUUCUUCAUUCAAAUGGAAAAGAAGUGGAAAGGGCUGAAGAAAAAUCAAGAUUAAAGGUGGUGGUGGGUGGAAAGCAAUCCUUUUUCAUGUUGAUAGGAAAUGGCAGAGAAGAAACAUCUCAUAAUGGAACCGAUUUAGUAUCGUCAACAAAGACUGAUGAUGAUGACUGUGGUGGAAGAAAUCAAAAAGGAAAAAAACCACGCGAGGGAUUGAAAGACUCUUCCGACAUUCUUCAACGGGAUAGUUUUGCCAAUUUGCGCUAUUUAUUCAUAAAAGGUAACCCUCAUCUACAUGAAAGUACUAUUGAAUGUCAAAGGGUAGCAAGGAUGCUGAUUACUGUUGCUACUCAUUUGGUUACAGACUUUAAUUCAACUGUCAGAAACUUUGCUAAUCAACCGUUCUUCAACAAUCUUUCUUCAAGCAUUCAUAAUUUCUAA